Anolis sagrei ordinatus is the source of this 2519-nucleotide messenger RNA. RefSeq names its product zinc finger and BTB domain containing 16 (gene ZBTB16). The record is from RefSeq and is a predicted model, not a curated record. Lineage: Eukaryota; Metazoa; Chordata; Lepidosauria; Squamata; Anolidae. Gene Ontology annotation, biological process: regulation of gene expression. Gene Ontology annotation, cellular component: nucleus. Gene Ontology annotation, molecular function: protein binding.
GGCGCCUGCUUGCCCUCCUCGCUCGCCUCGCCGCCCGGCCAGAGAGAGAGACGCGCGGAGCCGGCGCUGCCAACUCGCGGGCGAUGCUGCUCCUCCGCCCGCCACCGCGUCUUCCUCUUCCUCUUCUUCCUCCUCCUUUUCCUUUUCCUCCAUCCUCUUCCUCCUGCCCUUCCGAGACCCUCUCCAGCCUCCUUUGCCCGGGGGAAAGAAGCCCCCCAAACCGAGACCUGGUCCACAAAGACACUGGUUCUGUGUGGUGCACCGGACAGUCUCCCUGAUGCCUGCUAGACCUUGGGAGCGUUAUGGAUUUGACUAAAAUGGGGACAAUCCAGCUCCAGAACCCCAGCCAUGCCACGGGGCUCCUGCAGAAGGCCAACCAGAUGCGGCUGGCCGGGACCUUGUGCGACGUGGUCAUCCUGGUGGACAGCCAGGAGUUCCACGCCCACCGGACUGUCUUGGCUUGCACCAGCAAGAUGUUCGAGAUCCUCUUCCACCGCAGCAGCCAGCAUUACACCUUGGACUUCCUCUCGCCAAAGACCUUCCAGCAGAUCCUGGAGUAUGCCUACACGGCCACCUUACAGGCGAAAGUGGAAGACUUGGAUGACCUCCUCUAUGCCGCCGAGAUCCUGGAGAUCGAGUACUUAGAGGAGCAAUGCUUAAAGAUCCUGGAGACCAUCCAGGCUUCAGAGGACAACGACGGAAGCGCAGCGGAAGACGAAGAAGACCGGAAGGCCAAAUAUGCUAAAAAUAUCCUCAUCUCCAAGCAUUCCAGCGAAGAGAGCGGCUACUCCAGCCUGGCUGGACCUUUGGUGGAGCAAAGCCCUUCCGUCUCCACCUCCUUCGGCCUCUCCGCCAUGAGUCCCACCAAGGCCGCGGUGGACAGCCUGAUGACGAUUGGCCAGUCGCUGCUCCAAGGAGCCUUGCAGCACGGCAUUUCUGAGGACUUGCAAGUUGGUGGCCACCACUCUUGUUCCUCGGAGGUCAAAACGGAGGCCAUGCAAGUGGAGGAGGCCUCCAGCCAUGAAAGCCCCCGAGCCUCCGAUUCUGGUGGGGACCGAGCCGAGGACAAAGGCAAACAAGGGCCCGGCACCCCAACUCGCAACAGCGUCAUCACCAGCGCUCGGGAGCUCCAUUAUCCCCGCGACGACAACCCCGAUCAGCCCUCUGAGGUGGGCCACGGCACGCCGCCAUCCACGGGGGGCUCGGAGAAGCUGAUGGGGGUCUAUUCCAUGCUGCCGAACCACAAGGCCGAGUCCAUGCUGGCUCUGCCCUCCGGCAUGGCUCCCUCUUUGCAGGUGCAGCCGGCCCUGGCCGUCUCCAUGGACUUUGGGGCCUACGGGGGUCUCCUCCCGCAGGGCUUCAUCCAGAGGGAGCUCUUCAGCAAACUCGGGGAACUGGCUGUGGGGAUCAAAAGUGAGAGCCGGUCCGAACAGUGCAGCGUCUGUGGGGCCGAGCUGCUGGACAACGAGGCGGUAGAGCAACACCGGAAACUGCACAGUGGGAUGAAGACGUACGGGUGCGAAUUAUGCGGGAAGCGGUUCCUGGACAGCCUACGUCUCCGGAUGCACUUAUUGGCUCAUUCAGCGGGUGCCAAAGCCUACGUCUGUGAUCACUGUGGUGCACAGUUCUCUAAAGAAGAUGCCCUUGAAACUCACCGGCAGACACACACUGGCUCCGACAUGGCGGUCUUCUGCCUUCUCUGCGGGAAACGGUUCCAGACCCAGACGGCCUUGCAGCAGCACAUGGAGGUGCACGCCGGAGUGCGCAGCUACAUUUGCAGUGAGUGCAACCGCACUUUCCCCAGCCACACCGCUCUCAAGAGGCACCUGCGCUCCCAUACAGGGGACCACCCGUACGAGUGUGAGUUUUGUGGCAGCUGCUUCCGGGACGAGAGCACUUUGAAAGGCCACAAGCGCAUCCACACUGGAGAGAAGCCCUACGAAUGCAAUGGCUGUGGCAAGAAGUUCAGCCUCAAGCAUCAGCUGGAGACUCACUAUAGGGUCCACACAGGCGAGAAGCCCUUUGAGUGCAAGCUCUGCCACCAGCGCUCCCGCGAUUACUCGGCCAUGAUCAAGCAUCUCAGAACCCACAACGGCGCUUCCCCUUACCAAUGCACCAUCUGCCUGGAGUACUGCCCCAGUCUUUCCGCCAUGCAGAAACACAUGAAGGGCCACAAGCCGGAGGAAAUCCCCACUGACUGGAGGAUAGAGAAGACCUACCUGUACCUUUGCUAUGUCUGAAAGGGACGAACGGAGGGAUCGAGGGAUGCAGGCAGGAAGGAAAGAAGGAAGGAUUGGGCAAAAAGACCCCAAUAUCCCUGAAAUUGUCCUUGGCUUCUCUCCUCUCCUUCUUCUCCCUUCCUUUUUUCCCUUCUCCCUGCUCCUUAUGCUCUUCCUAUACAUUAUAAUUUGCCCGUUGAGAGCAGCAGGAGCAAGAGAGGGCAGCAGGAAACUCUUGAUGAGGUCUCCAGCCAAGACCCAACAAAGGGAAACAUGGAAAUAAAUCAGUAUUCAGACUGA